UCAGACCAAAAAGAAAGAAGCCAAGAAGAUACCAAAAGACUGAAAAAAGACUUUCCUUUCCAAACACAUCAAAAUGAGUCUCUCUGAUGUGGAGCUGGAGCAGAUGAUGGCUAAGAGAGAUGGAGAGAUCGUUCGGCUCAGAGAGGAAGUGCAGAGACUGCAGCUGACUCUACAGGAAGCCCAGCAGAGCACAGCCAGUCACAUCUCACGCCUUCAGCAGCAGCUGGCCAAUAAAAUGGAGAAUAUAGAGAGACUCAAGGCCAAGUUACACUCCCAGCAGGACUACGAGAAGAUCAAAGAAGAGCUCAGGGUCCUUAAAGAGAGGAGACAGGCUUCAGCAGCACACUUCCACCUUGUAUCAGUGUCCUCGCCAGCUUCAGACAGAGCUGGAUUGGAGAUAGAAGGGGAAGAAGUUCCUGGAUAUAGCGCUGAUCUCUGUAUAUCAGGUGCAGAAAUCAAGAGGGAGGUUGAGACGCCUCCAACAUCUCACCCAUCCACAGAGCUGGUGAGGGACCUGAGCAACCCUGUCCACACCAGCAGUGAUCAUUCUGAAUCCAGCAGAAGAUCCACACCAUCACCCUGUCCAAACACUCCAUCACCCCAUGACCUUCUGCCAUGUCUCUCCAUUAAAUCAGAAAACAGUAACACAGCUGAAGACUGUGCUUCCCCCAGGGCAGAUUCCUGUUGGACCAGGGACAUCAGCAACAACUGGUCCUCAGCUGGUAACGCUCUAGGAACUGGGAUGUUCUUGGAAGGUGUGGAGAACCAGAUCACCACUGCUGAAAUCGCUCAGCAAGUGAAGGAACUGCUUCAGAAACACAAAAUCGGCCAGCGUGUGUUCGGGCAGUUCGUUUUGGACAGGCUGCAAGGAAGCGUCAGUGAGAUUCUGGCUCAUCCCAAACCCUGGAGCAAACUGACCACCAGAGGCAAAGAACCUUUUCUGAGGAUGAUCCACUUCCUGUCAGAUGAACAGAACGUUCUGGUACUACAGAUCAUUCAGGAUCGACUGCGUGGUGAACAGGACUCAUCCUUAAAAACCUUCGGUAACUCUUCAUCAGUGAUUCAUUCUUCAGACAAGCACUCUGAUGAUGCAAUAAGGAACAUUCUUGAAAAUGCGAAGAAGGAGCAGCAAUCACAGAGUGAAGGUGACGAAUCAAGGGUCCAUCACAAUCAGAGCAGACAUGAUGCCACUCAUGAAGAUCUUAGCAUGGGCAGAGGUUCUGAGGACAUGGUCAGAGGCAUUCUGAUGCAAGUGAGACGAGAGAUUGAGGUGCAGAAGGAUGCAGUGGACCAGCAGAGAAGACCAGCUGUAGAUCCCUUGAUGUCUUCUGAUUUUCAGGUGAAGCAGGAGCAGUAUGAAAAGAGCUCCCUAUCUCAACAAUCUCCAGUCUGUGAACUUCUCAGUCUGGCCUCUCCAUCAGAUUUUGUCCAGAACAUCAUCAGGAAGGUUAAGAGUGAAAUUGGGGCUGAGGGUUUCUCUUCCUCUUGCACCAAUCAGUCUACCUUCAUCCCAGCAUCUCCUAUCCUUCAUCGUCCUAUUCUGGACACCAGUCACAAGCCAUCUCCAGGUAGAGGUGGAGGAACUGGAGAUGGAAAUCUGGAAAUCAGUGAAAGUCCAGAAAUGGAUCAAACAGGUCUUGAUCAGUUGGUACAUCUUGAUCACACACCCUUGGAGAGCUACAAAGAGAACCUUCAACCUCCUCAAGCUCUAGAUGGGCGACACUGUGUUAAAGAUCUUUCUCAGCCUGAUGCUGAUCUCCAUAAUGGGCUGGACGCAAAGCAGCAGAUGCUCCAGCGCCUUGAGCUGGACACUCUGAGUAUCACCAGGAAGGUGAAGGAAGUCCUUGUAGAACACAACUUAGGACAGCGUCUGCUUGGAGAGCAGGUUCUGGGUUUAUCACAGGGUUCUGUGUCAGAUCUUUUGGCUCGACCCAAACCGUGGAAGGACCUCAGCGUCAAGGGAAGGGAACCUUUCAUCCGGAUGUACCUCUGGCUCAAAGACCCUCAAAACAUAGAAAGCCUGAAAACAAUGAAGACUUUAGGUCAGCGAGCACAAACAAAGCGUCCCUUCUCUCUCCUGAGCGCCUGGUCAGACAGUACUUCCCAAGAACCUCUGCUUGAUGUAACUGCUCACCCUCCAGAGCAGUUCACCAUGGCUAAGAGGCCUCGUGUGGUGCUCACGUCUCGAGAGAAGGAAGUUCUGAGCAAGGCCUUCCAGCUGGAGCCCUAUCCCUCACACCACACCACCCAGAGACUGGCCCUACAGCUGGGCCUUCAACCCAGCACCGUCACCAACUGGUUUUACAACCACAGAUCCAGAUUGAGACGUACGAUCCAAGAUGAGAGAUCAGCUCCUACUGAAUAUAGUAAUUCAUCGUUUUUGGACCCCCUGUUCUGGCCCUGCCAUAAUCCGAACAGUAACUCCUCCAGUACCACACCGCACACCAGCAUGAUGGACACAGGCCUGGUGACCAUUAAAUCAGAACCCAGUGAUGCUGAAAUAUCCGAGGUGAGAGUGGAGGACACGGACCUGUACUGGGAUACCAAGUACGUCUCCACUGGAGUCCAGUCCUGCAAGAACCUGAAACUGGAAGAAGAGCAAGACCAGAGAAUCCAGUCGUCCCAGUCAGAGGAUGGAAUAGAGGAUAUGGUGAAGAAGGAUCUGCACCUGACCCAAACGCUCAUUAAUGAGUCUCCAUUCACCUAAAAACACCACACCUACCUGCAGAAAGAAUUCAGCUACUUUUGGCAAGUUGCACUCGUUGACACAGAUGUGCAAAUGUCCUCAUACAGACAAGUACUGCCAAUAGAAUAGCACUCCCUGGAGCUGAUAAUAAACAUUAAACUGUGGGCACCAUGCCUCGUGUGGGCUAAGUAGAGGGGUAUGAAGCUCCCCAGCAUUGAGCACUGAGCCGUGGAGCAGUGGAACUGUGGUAUCUGGAAUGAUGCUCCAUCCAGUACUGUUAGGAUGAAUUGGGGAUGAGUUUGGGAUGAGUUGGGAAGAGGAUGAGUUGUGGAUGAGGUGGGAUGAGUUGGUAAAUUGGGGAGGAGUUGUGGAUGAGUUGCGGAUGAGUUGGGGAGAGGAUGAGUUUUGGAUGAGGUGGGAUGAGUUGGGGAGUUGGGGAUGAGUUGUGGAUGAGCUAGGGAUGAGGUGGGAUGAGUUAAGGAGUUGGAGAUGAGUUGGGAAGUUAGGGAUGAGAUGGGGAGUUGGGUAUGAAUUGGAAUAUGUUGGAGAUGUGUUGUGGAUGAGUUAGGGAGUUAGAGAUGAGGUGGGAUGAGUUGGGAUAAGUUGGGGAUGAGGUGGGAUGAGUUAGGGAGUUGGGAAUGAGUUGUGAGUUGGUGAGUUAGGGAUAAGGUGGGAAGUUGAUGAUCUAACAUCCCAACUUCACAAACACUAUAGCAAUCUUGUAGAAAACCUUAAAAGUCAGGCUGUAUGCAGUAAUAAAAAAGAUGGAGUUUUCUUAGGAAAAUAACUGCUUUUUGAUAUCACAUUUUAAUUUAAGUACAAAUAAAAAUAAAAAAAUCUU
Messenger RNA from Astyanax mexicanus (Mexican tetra), 3527 nucleotides. RefSeq names its product cut-like homeobox 2a (gene cux2a). The transcript has 11 exons. Gene Ontology annotation, biological process: regulation of DNA-templated transcription. The record is from RefSeq and is a predicted model, not a curated record. Gene Ontology annotation, molecular function: DNA-binding transcription factor activity, RNA polymerase II-specific; DNA binding. The coding region runs from base 74 to 2707 and encodes 877 amino acids. NCBI's taxonomy places the organism in Eukaryota, Metazoa, Chordata, Actinopteri, Characiformes, Acestrorhamphidae.